Molecule: messenger RNA, 2526 nt
Organism: Polyodon spathula (Mississippi paddlefish)
Lineage: Eukaryota; Metazoa; Chordata; Actinopteri; Acipenseriformes; Polyodontidae
Product: prostaglandin D2 receptor-like
Exons: 2
Coding region: 449-1492 (347 amino acids)
Biological process (GO): inflammatory response; G protein-coupled receptor signaling pathway; positive regulation of cytosolic calcium ion concentration
Cellular component (GO): plasma membrane
Molecular function (GO): prostaglandin D receptor activity
Source: RefSeq, a predicted model, not a curated record
CCUGGUGCACUCUGUAUCAGAAGUUCCUGUAGAAUACACUGGUGCAGCCUCGCUAUACCCCUCACGUCUCACUGCUGUCACACGCAGAACGAUCAGGGGGGCAGUGGAAGCACAGCCCAGACCUUCCACCCGUCAUAGCCGCCUCAAACUGCCUGCAGUCUGACACCGUUCCGGAUGAGCAGAGAGCGGCUUGGCGCAAAGAGCUCUGGACAGGUGAUCCGCGGUUCAGAGCCCUCAUAGAAGAACAUCAUACGAGCAGAAACACAGCGAUAAUCAGAAGGAAAAAAAACGUAGAAGCAGAAUAGCCACGGACUCAUCAGACAAUACCACUGCUCAGUUUUUAUUGCUCAUCUCCUGUGUUGUUUGUUUUUUCUCCCUAAAGCCUGCCUGUGUGAGCAGGUAUAGGGUAUCCACAGCCUCCUGUGAGCGCAGCACUUUCUGGAGAGGGAUGAACGUGUCCAAUUCUUCGGUAACAAGCCCAAAUCUGACAUCAAUCGGUGAAAACAACAGCGUGGUCCCAAGCGCCGUGCUGUUCGCCAUGGGGGUGGCGGGCAACGUCAUCGCCUUGUGCAUCUUAUACCUGCACAAACACAAUAGCAACCGCGUCUCCGUCUUCUACGUGCUGGUCACCGGCUUAGUCUGGACCGACUUGCUGGGGAAGCUGGUGAUCAGCCCCAUGGUCCUGGUCUGUUACAGUACAAGGCAGCCCGUGGGUGAAGGCAUGCAGUGCAACGCGUUCGGCGCGCUCAUGGUUUUCUUCGGCUUGUGUUCAAUGUUCAUCCUGCUUGCAAUGGCUGUGGAGUGCUGGCUCUCCAUCGGGCACCCCUAUUUUUACCAGCGGCAUGUGACCCGCAGGAAGGCGCUUCUGAUGUUCCCGUUCAUCUACCUGUUUUGCCUGCUGUUCUGCGUCUUGCCGCUGAUCCUAUGGAGUGAGUUCGGCAGGUACAAAUCCUAUUUCCCGCGUACCUGGUGCUACAUCGACAUGAACCGGCCGCAUCACGUGUACUCGGUGCUGUUCGGAACACUGACGGGGCUGCUCAUCCUCUUGAUCGUGGCGUUCAACCUCUCGGUGAUGAUCAGCCUCCUGAAAAUGUAUAAACUGUCCAGCAAACAGAAAAUACGGCGCGGCUCUUUCGAGAGAGCCGAGAACCAGGGUGCCCACAACGGCCACGCCGAGGAGAUAGACCACCUUGUCCUGCUGGCGCUCAUGACCUUCAUCUUUAUAAUCUGCUCAGUCCCCGUCACUGUGCGCACAUACAUUGGAGCAUUCUCCCAAGCAAGCGAGGACAAUGAAGCCAAGGACCUGAUGGCACUGCGGUUCCUCUCGGUGAACUCCAUCGUGGAUCCCUGGGUCUUCAUCAUCUUCCGCACCUCGCUCUUCCGGACAAUGGUUCACAAGCUGUACGACAAGCUUUGCCACACCAGGGCCAGGCACAGCAUGCAGCAGGAAACUCCGGACAAGGCAGUGCAGCAACAGGACCUGGCUGCCUAGCGCAGCAUCUGGGAAACUCAGAGGGUUUAUUGAAAUGACAUAACUGGGAACGAGAGCUGUGGUUUUCAAUGGUGCCCUGACUGGACGUUGUGACAUCCAUUGCAGGACCGCCAUGCCUCUCACACCAGAGUCACCUUCUUCCUGACGAGUGACUUGUAUGCGGAUCACAGCUAUCUUCUGAAGGUGUUGUUCUUAUUCUAGAGCUGACUUGCUGUUUCAUCUGUGGAACCACUCGGAGAGCAGGUGUGCGGUACUGUAGACAAUGAAGAUACAAACACAGCACUACUGUAUUAGACUUUGAGGCUUGGUCACUAUGAAUCUCUUUAUAUGGCUGAAGUUUAAUCAUAAACCUCAAUAACAUGGCUGUCAUUGUUAGAAAACAUGUCUGUAUUGGGCUGCUUCAGUACAACAAAGCUAAUGCUGAACUUAGAUUCAGAACACUAAUGGCACCAUUCUGAAGGCACAUUUCAGAGAGGUACUCUAAGUAUAUAAGGGUACCUAGUUUUGUAAGAAAACUUUGGUGCAUAUUUGUAAAGCGUUUCUUCAAGUCUUUAAGCUGUAACACUUUAUAACCCAUUUGCCUUCAUUACCCAUUUAUUAAUUCAGUGCAUGUCAGCAAACGGCCAGCAGAUCAGCAAUAAGGGUGCUAAGUGUUUAUUAAGACUUGCAUUGGCAGUUUCCAGUUCCAGCAGAUAUCUGCUGUAAUCUGUGUAAAACGUGCUAUUAAGCUCUUUAAUAAUACUGAUGUUGUUAACUUCAAUAAAAGAGUAAUAGAGGCAAAUGAAAUUACUGGGGUUAACCCUCUGUGUGCUCUGGUAACAGUGGUUCCAUCAAGGACCAGGCAGGAGAGUCUUUCCAUGAGCUGAUUAGGGGAACGGCCACUGAAGAGUGCUGAGCUCCACUAAAACCCCACACCUGACAGGAGAAAGCACUAGGGAAGCAAUUGGAAGUCUUGAACUUAAAAUAGAUUUAAAGUAAACCCAGCACUUUAUCUAACCACUGAGCUCCUCAAACCCACUGCUUCCAACACUGCA